AUGACACCCCAUUGGUCCCAAACCCUGGAGGCUGGUCAUGCAGCCGACGACAAGCCUCGCCAUGAUUCGCCAGAGACGCGAAAGGUACGCGUCUGUGCCUGGGGAGGUGGACGGGAGCUACGGGAGCGCGUCUAUCGUCGACGACCAGUCGUUUCGUGCUGGGUGUUGUGUCUGUGGCAUUUGACAGAGGCAGAUCCCCGCCCGUCUGAUGUUUCCACUUUGACUGACUGA
Molecule: messenger RNA, 231 nt
Organism: Colletotrichum paranaense
Lineage: Eukaryota; Fungi; Ascomycota; Sordariomycetes; Glomerellales; Glomerellaceae
Exons: 2
Coding region: 1-231 (76 amino acids)
Source: RefSeq, a predicted model, not a curated record